Molecule: messenger RNA, 3616 nt
Organism: Zophobas morio
Lineage: Eukaryota; Metazoa; Arthropoda; Insecta; Coleoptera; Tenebrionidae
Product: golgin subfamily A member 4-like
Exons: 11
Coding region: 214-3561 (1115 amino acids)
Source: RefSeq, a predicted model, not a curated record
AUUUUCGUUUUUUGUGCGACGACGUUGGCAACACGCAUGCGCACGUCAAGCACGUGAAACUUGCCUCCUUUUUAAAUGUUUUUUUGUGUGCGAUUUAAACAAAACGCGAUUACACGUUUCGUGAAUGGAUUUAAAACACUAAAAACAAGUUGUUGUGAUUGUCCCCUCUAGUUCUGUUAGUGUUCUAUCACAGUUAUAAAAUCGACCAAGACGAUGGAUAACAUCAUCGACUACAUUUACAAGUCUUGUGAUCCAACUAAUACAAACCUCGUUCAAGUCUCCUCAUUGAUAAGCGUUAUAAAACCUUACAUGCCCAACAACCCACGAGAACUCGUCGAUCUGCAGUCCAAACUUGACCCCCAUAGUACAAACCCCAACAUAGAUUGCACGUUUUUUCAAAAAGUCAUGAGCGACUGGAUCGCCAAUAUACAAGAGAACGAUAUCAAUAACAGCUUAUCGGAUUUUCCCGUCAAUUUCAGUCAGACAAUCAGCCCAAACUUGUCGCAAAUUUCCGGCAGCUGCAGUGUCAACAACAACAACAAAAUAGUCAAUGAGAGUAAUCUUCCGGCUGAAGAACAAAUAGCUGAUUUGAAGCUGAAACUGAACAAGGUGACGUCAGAGCUGGACUUGGUUAAGCAGCAGUUGGCGGCCUGCGAGGACCAAAACGAGUCGCUGCUGUCAGAUUUAAAAAGCCAGAAAUUGCAAAAUAAAGAGCGGCGCAGUGAACUUGUACGUCAGAAAGCGGUUCAGAGUGAAGAAAUAAGGGAAGAAAUUCAUGUGGAUUACAAGAAGUGUGAACAGUUGGAGAGGAUGUUGUCUAGUAGCGAUAAACAACAGCAGGUGUAUCUUGCACAAAUUGGUACACUUGAAAAUGAGAACCUUUACUUGAAAAAUAAGUUGCAAUUGUUAGAAAAAGUCAAACAAGAAGAUAAAAAGUCGUUGAGUGAUAUGCGCGAUUCGCUUGACGAGAAAGACACAGAAAUAUCAACUCUAAUGGAACUGAUCGACGACGUGAAAUCUCAGUUAGAGGAAAAGGCGGAUCUUUUAAAUUUUUAUGUCAAUGAACACAGAUUGCUCAAACAAAAAAUACACGAUUUGGAAGCGGUGAUCAAAAAUAAUAUUUGUCACAAUAGCACAGCUCUUGCACAAGAGCCGCCACUGGGUGGUAGUUUCCAACAUAUUUUUAAUACUCCAAAGUUGCUAAACCAAUUGGCUAACCCUAUUACUCCGAUGAUUAGAGACUUUAGUACCAGUAGUCCAUUGAAAGACACGCCAUUGAGGAGAAAUUUCAAUUGCAAUGGCGGUCCUGAUUUACUGAGUAGCUCUUUGGAAGCAGUGACGGCGUGCAGAACUUCACCUAAAACCUUGAAAGACGAGUUGGCAGAAGUUUCAUGCAUCAGAUUAAACGAGUCUGAAGACGAACUUGGCCGGUUGCAUAAAUUAGUGAAAGAUCAAGAAGACAUGAAGAACCAUCUAUGGGAAAACAUGAAGCAGUUGUCCAAAGAUAAUGAAGAACUUCAAGACUAUAAGAAAGAAUAUCUAGAUUUGAUGCUCAGAGUUCAAGAGAAAGAUCAAGCACUUAGAGAAAUGAAAAACGAGCUGAAUGAAAAAAACCAAGCGCUUACAAAUAUGAAAAAAGAAAUGGAACUUUUGAAAGAAAAACCAAGCGCGAUUGGACAUUUGACAGACGAAUUGACUAAUUUGGAAGACAAUUUAAUCAAACAGAAGUCCAUUAGUACUAAUCUGAAAACGAAUCUAGAGUACGUGGCUAAAACUUUGGAGCAAGAAGUGUGUGAACAGUUGUUCAAAGAAGCGAAAAGUACACAAACUGAACAAAAUACGACAAGUAGAAGUGUCCAAGUUGACGACGAUCUAAACACGAAAUCGUCUCUGGAACAACCAGAACGGAAAUGCAAUUACGCAAAACAGCAGAUGAAAAUAGACCGACUUCUGGAAAAACAGGAAAAAACUGUCAAAGAUUUGUGCAGCGAGAGGGCAAUCAACACAAAAUUGACGCGCAAAUAUCAAGAUAAAUGCAUGGAGUUUGAGGGUAUUAAAACGCACCUGGAAUCUCAGCGCGAGGAAAUUGACAAGCAAACGCGCCGUUUCGAGGCGCUGCUAGCCAAGAAAAAUGCUUUACUGAAAGAUUUGGACGCUCUGAAGUUAAAAAAUUCGGAUUUAGUGUCGGAAAUGGAACUCGUAAAAGAAGAAAUCGCGAUUGUGAAGUCGGAGAAUCAAGAUUUGAACGAAAAUCUCUCCAGUGUGAUCAAUAAAUUGGCGAGUGAAGCAAACACUGCUGUGAAGUUGCGUCUAGAAAACGAACUGUUGCUGAACAAUCAGUGCCAUCUGGAAACGAAGUUAAAGACUGAUCUUGUGCGUCAGUUCCACUUGAAGAAGUACUUGGUGGAUUCAGAUGCUCUGCACCGGGUUUCGUUGAAACAGCUCCAGGAUGAGUUGGUGGAGAAGGGGACUGAGAUUAGGACACUCAGGAAGCAGAAUGAGGUCGCUAGUGUCGAUGUUUUUAUUUCGUCGUGUAACGAGGAGUUGCGAAGGGAACUGAUUAGUAUUUAUGAGUUUUUCAACCUUGAGUAUGACUUCCCAGACCGACAAAUGCGGUUUGAAUGUAGUGAAGAUACCUUAGAUUUGGAGAACGAAAUGAUUCUUCUGAAAAGAUACAUUUCAUUGGCUAUUUCAUUUAUGCACGACAUGCGCAGUAAACACCUGGCUGUAUUAAAUCCACCUGAAGUUGACUUAACCAGGAAUGAAUUUCCAAGCCAUAACGUUGAGUUUGAUCAUCCAGAGGAGCACGAACAUGCAGACUUUACAAUAAAUAGCGACACUUUCGUAAGUUGCUUAAGUGACAUUUCUGACUUUGCGCAAGAGGUUGAAUCUUUGUCGUUCGAUAGCGAUUCGUGUUUCGAAAAUCUGGAAAUCGACCCCGUUGAUUUAAGAAAUUUAUCUCAGAGCGAAAGGGAGGAAAAGUUUGCAACCCUCGCACUGCUAUUAACCGUUGAUGUCAAGACUUUACAGAAACGAAUUUCUAGUGAACAAGAAAAGUUUCGUCAGAUGACUACAGGUUUUUUUUCGCAUUUGAACUACGCGCUGCAUUUGCUCAGUCAGAGUAGAAACAACGUGAACGAAGUUGUAAACCAUUUGAAAUUAAUGAAAAAUAUAAGUAAAGAUGUAUUUGAAGUGGCCGUCCAAUGCGGCGUGCUUCACUCAGACCAAAGAACUGCGAAUUGUUGGAGAGUAGCAAUCAACUACGUGGCGCUUUUGAGCCAAGAAAAUAAAAAAUUAAAUGAAAAAAAUAGCGCCUUAAGGUUGCAAGUCAAGCGUUUUCCCGUCUCUUCAUUCCUUAAUGAAGAUGGUGUGAGUUGCAACGCUAAGAAUUCCAGGUUUAAGUUUUGGAUUUAUGUUUUGUUUCUUGUGUUGCUGUGUUUGGUGUUAUUAAUCCUCUAUGUUGAUCAUCAUUGCCCCAGGAAUACGAAACGAGUGUGUCCUCUACAAUGGAUAUUAGAAUUGUUUGUUGAAAAAAUACCCUCUGAUGAUUUUCGUCUGUAAUUUUUAUUGUUCUUUGUUUAUUACAAAAUAUAUUUUUAAAAAACGACUAAAUUAA